GGCCCUCUUGUAGAAAACAUAUUGACGCACAGGCGGAGAUUCUGAGGCUAAGACUGCGCAUUAAGAUGCCACCCAUCGUCGAGGUUUGCCCGACUUUCUCAUGGCAGCAGAUCACCUCCCUGAUCGUGGUGCAAGCCCUGCAGUCCUGCUACAGGCCCCUCAAUUGGCUGGGUUCCAUCGUCGAAUGGACCAUCAACUUCUUUCUCCUCAACGGCGGGCUCUUCCGUCUGCUCUUCAAACUGUUCACCUUCCAAUGGGGUCGCAUCAUAUUACCCGAUCCGACCGCGGACAACUUCUUGAGCUGCGUGGGGGCGCUGGAUCCCCGUUGCGACUUGUACGUGGACACGUCGAGACCGGGCAAGGCUUCCAGCACUCGAGCAGACGCAGUAGUUUUCCCAGAUGAGAACGUUGGCUCGCGAUCCACCGCGGAUGUAUGCGUCAUGGCGGCAAAGCUGGCAUACGAGAAUCCAGCUGUUGUCAAGCGAGUGGUAAAAGACAUCUGGAAGUUGAAUUUCGUCAAGUUUUCCGAAUGCUGGAACGAGCAACAGCAGAUGGUCAAUACGCAGGCAUUCAUCUUCACCGACAAGCCCAAAGACGCGAACGCCGUCGUGGUGGCCUUCCGCGGUACGGAAGCAUUCAAUGCGUACGACUGGAGCACCGAUCUGGACUUCACUUGGGUGAAACUGGAUCGCCUGGGCUACGUCCACCAGGGGUUUCUCGAAGCGCUAGGGUUCAUCAGUCGCAAACAUCCUGAUACGAUUGAGAGGCUGAACACGAAUGCAAUUGAAUCAAGCGAAGCGACCGAAGCGCGAGAACAAGCCGAGGCAACUGCUACCCGUACCCCCGUCACCCCGCAUCGCCGAUCCAAAGAGGAAAUCGAAAAAGCCCCCCCAAUUUCCGGCCUCGCCCAAGGCAUCAUUGACGAUCCUGCCAAGGAGCAGGCGUACGACGCCAUUACGAAACGGGUGGGGCUUAUCCUCAAUGAAAAUCCCAGGGCCAAGCUCUUCAUCACGGGACACUCUCUGGAGGCGCACUCGCCUCCCUCUACGCCACGAUGCUCCACCACACCGGCGAGACCGAGAUUGCCUCCAAGAUCGGAGCCGUCUACACCUUCGGCCAGCCUCGUGUCGGCGACCAGGACUUCGUCAACUACGCGAACUCCAAGCUCAAGGGCAAAUUUUUCCGCGUCGUCUACUGCAACGAUGUGGUUCCUCGAGUCCCGUUCGACGACAUCGUCAUGGCUUACAAGCACAUCGGCGACUGUAACUAUUUCAACAGCGUGUACAACGGAAUCAUUGUUCAGGAAGAACCCAACCGGAACUACAGCAUCCUGUGGACAAUAAUUGUGCACCUGAACGCAGUGUGGGAGAUUGUCCAAGGCUUGUUCUUUAUCACUCUCCUGUACGGCAAUCAGUUCUCGGAGUCGACGGUGUGCCUGCUGUUCACCAUUCUGGGAUUGGCGAUUCCGGGAUUCGCCGCGCACAGUCCAUGCAAUUAUGUGA
Messenger RNA from Physcomitrium patens, 1502 nucleotides. NCBI's taxonomy places the organism in Eukaryota, Viridiplantae, Streptophyta, Bryopsida, Funariales, Funariaceae. The record is from RefSeq and is a predicted model, not a curated record.